Lepus europaeus (European hare) is the source of this 948-nucleotide messenger RNA. RefSeq names its product olfactory receptor 51G1. Gene Ontology annotation, biological process: G protein-coupled receptor signaling pathway. The coding region runs from base 1 to 948 and encodes 315 amino acids. The transcript has a single exon. Gene Ontology annotation, molecular function: G protein-coupled receptor activity; olfactory receptor activity. Lineage: Eukaryota; Metazoa; Chordata; Mammalia; Lagomorpha; Leporidae. Gene Ontology annotation, cellular component: membrane. The record is from RefSeq and is a predicted model, not a curated record.
AUGACCAUCCUUCAAAAUUGCAGCCUCCAAAAAGCCACUUUCUUCCUGACAGGCUUCCAAGGUCUGGAAGAUCUCCACGGCUGGAUCUCUAUUCCCUUCUGCUCCAUCUACUUGACAGUUAUUUGGGGGAACCUUACCAUCCUCCACGUCAUCCGUACUGAUGCCACCCUCCAUGAACCCAUGUACUAUUUCUUGGCCAUGCUUGCCCUCACAGACUUGGGCCUUUGCCUUUCCACACUGCCCACUGUACUGGGCAUCUUUUGGUUUGAUGCCAGAGAAAUUGGCAUCCCUGCCUGCUUUACACAGCUCUUCUUCAUCCAUACCUUGUCUCUAGUGGAAUCAUCAGUUCUGUUGUCCAUGUCCAUUGACCGCUAUGUGGCUAUCUGUAACCCACUACACUACUCCACCAUCCUGACACCUGCUCGUAUUGUCAAGAUGGGACUGAGUUCAGUGAUUAGAAGCGCCCUCCUCAUCCUCCCCUUGCCCUUCCUCCUUAAGCGCUUCCAGUACUGCCGCUCCCAUGUGCUGGCUCAUGCCUACUGUUUGCACCUAGAGAUCAUGAAGCUGGCCUGCUCUAGCAUCAUGGUGAAUCACAUCUAUGGGCUCUUCGUUGUGGCGUGCACUGUGGGCGUGGACUCCCUCCUCAUCUUCCUCUCGUACGCCCUUAUCCUCCGCACCGUGCUGAGCAUCGCCUCCCGCCAGGAGCGACUCCGAGCCCUCAACACCUGUGUCUCCCACAUCUGUGCUGUGCUGCUCUUCUACAUCCCCAUGAUUGGUUUGUCUCUCGUGCACCGCUUUGGUGAACAUCUGCCCCGUAUUGUACACCUCCUCAUGUCUAACGUAUAUCUGCUGGUACCACCCCUCAUGAACCCCAUUGUCUACAGCAUCAAGACCAAGCAAAUCCGUCUCCGAAUUAUUAAGAAAUUUGAGUUUCUAAAAUCCCUUUAG